Pristis pectinata (smalltooth sawfish) is the source of this 2128-nucleotide messenger RNA. RefSeq names its product myocyte-specific enhancer factor 2D homolog. Gene Ontology annotation, biological process: regulation of transcription by RNA polymerase II. The record is from RefSeq and is a predicted model, not a curated record. The transcript is spliced from 8 exons. The coding region runs from base 28 to 1338 and encodes 436 amino acids. Lineage: Eukaryota; Metazoa; Chordata; Chondrichthyes; Rhinopristiformes; Pristidae. Gene Ontology annotation, molecular function: RNA polymerase II cis-regulatory region sequence-specific DNA binding; DNA-binding transcription factor activity, RNA polymerase II-specific; protein dimerization activity.
ACCUUCACCAAGCGGAAGUUCGGGCUGAUGAAGAAGGCAUACGAGCUGAGCGUGCUGUGUGACUGCGAGAUCGCUCUUAUAAUCUUCAACCACUCUAACAAGCUCUUUCAGUACGCGAGCACGGACAUGGACAAAGUGCUUCUGAAGUACACAGAGUACAACGAGCCCCACGAGAGCCGUACCAACGCUGACAUUGUGGAGACCCUGAAGAAGAAGGGGUUCAACGGGUGCGACAGCCCCGAGCCGGACGUGGACGACACCAUCGAGCAGAGCCCUUUCAUGGAGGACAAGUUCAGAAAAGUCACGGAGGACAUUGACGUCUUGUUCAAGAGAUACGGGCCUCCGAACUUCAGCGUGCCGGUGACCAUAUCUGUCGGCAGUCAGAAUGCGUUGUCCUACAGCGACCCCGGCUCGUCACUGGUCAGUCCCUCGCUGGUGACCACCUCGCUGACCGACUCCAACCUCUUGAGCCCGCAGCAGUCAGUGAUGAGGAGGAACACAGUGUCUCCUGGCAUCCCCUCCAGGCCGCCGAGUUCCGGCAACCCAGGUGCGCUGGUGGGAACCGAGCUCUCCACAUCCAAUGGAGGAUGCCCGAGCCCCGUAGGGAACGGUUACGUGAACCAGAGGUCCUCACCCGGACUCCUGACCACCACCAGCCUGGGCAAGGUGAUGCCACCGAAGUCGCCGCCUCCCCCUGUUACACAGCUCCCGCUCGCCAACAGCCGCAAGCCAGACCUUCGGGUCAUUACCUCGCAGAGCAAAGGCAUGAUGAGCUCCUUGAGUACGCACCAGCUGACCCCUGCCACGCAGUCGCUCAGCACCCCAGUGGUGUCGGUGGCCACCCCGAGCUUGCUCCCACAGGGGCUGCACUACUCAGCAAUGCACAGCACUUAUAACACAGAUUACCAGCUGACCAGCGCUGACUUAUCAGCCCUGCAGUCAUUCAACUCCCCCGGUGGGGUGUCACUGGGCAACAUAACGACUUGGCAACAGUUGACACCGGCGACAAUUGGCAACAUGCUGGUUGGGCCCAACAACCAGCUACCUCAGGUCUCCACGCUGACCAUUGGCACCAGCCAGGACGUGCGGGUGAAGUCAGAGCCGGUGUCGCCCACCCGCGAUCGCACCACCCCCUCCAGCUUCCUGCAGCAGACGCCCCAGGACACCGGCCGCUCUCCGGUGGACAGCCUGAGCAGCACCAACAGCUCGUUCGAGGGGAGUGAACGGGACGAGGCGAGGGCUGGCUACAUCUCCCCCGUCGGACACAUGAGGGUGGGCGGGGAGGAGAGUGAGGACCCUUCCACCAAGCGCAUGCGGUUGGACACCUGGGUCACCUAACCUGACACCCCUCCCACCCCCACCCCCCCUGCACUCUGCUCAGCCCUCCCCCCAUAUGACCCUGGGCAGGGGGAGGUCUGAGGGAGGGGUGGAACCGCUGGCAGAGUCCUGCGUUACAGCCGAGCUUCACACCACACAGUGUCCAACCCACCCCCACCCACCUACCCGUUCUUGUCAACCAAAGACUCCUGGUGAAAACUGGCACUGAUAACGCACUCUCCCCUCUCCCCUCCUGCACCAACCCCCCGGACCCCGGACUCAUUACCACCCACCCGACACCACCCUCACCAGUGGGAAGAAAUGCCCUAGGGUGGAUGCCUGCCCAAGGGCUAGGAUUUGAGCCCAGUGGUCUUGCUGUACAGAAGUCCCUGCUAUGGUCAGUGAGGAGUGGGUGGGAUGGGGUGUGGGCCAAGGGGUAUGAGGCCAUGGGAAGGCUGUGUGAUGGGGGAGGGGAACAUUCCCCACCAUCCCCCAAACCUCUGCGUACGCUGUUACUGAUCAACAUCUUGUCCAGGGCUUGACACAGUUUCUCCUGAUCAGUCCCACACCUCUCUGUCUCUGUCUCCUCCCCCCCUUGUGUUCUCUCUCUCUCUCCCUCUCUCUCUCCCCCUCUCUCUCUCUCUCCCUCCCUCUCUCUCUCCCCCCCCCUCGUGUUCUCUCUCUCUCUCUCUCUCCCCUCCCCCCUCGUGUUCUCUCUCUCUCUCUCUCCCCUCCCCCCUCGUGUUCUCUCUCUCUCUCUCUCCCCUCCCCCCUCGUGUUCUCUCUCUCUCUCUCCCCUCCCCCCUCGUGU